Molecule: messenger RNA, 1197 nt
Organism: Aspergillus melleus
Lineage: Eukaryota; Fungi; Ascomycota; Eurotiomycetes; Eurotiales; Aspergillaceae
Exons: 6
Coding region: 1-1089 (362 amino acids)
Source: RefSeq, a predicted model, not a curated record
AUGGGCUGGGUUCACAAUGCCACCCCGGAGGUGAACGCACAGUCGAAUUAUCCCAUGAUCCUGGGGGUAUGUUUCUCUCUCACUGGGGCAAUGAUGGUCGUCGUGUGUCUACGUCUCUGGAUUCGGUUUCGAUCUCGUCGUAUGGCCGCCGAUGACUAUGUGAUGAUCGUCACGAUGUUAUUUAGUAUCAUCUAUAACUGUCUCUGCGUGGCUCAAAGUCGGUAUGGCUUAGGGCUUCCGCUGGUUCUUCGGCCCAAUGCCAAUCUGGGAUACUACAUGAAGUUGAAUUUCGCUGGUCGACCGUUCUAUCAGAUGGGCAUCGCUGGAUUCAAGGCGGCGCUAUGCCUCAGUUAUCUGCGCCUCUUGUCAGGAACGUCGAAGAAAGUAUAUCGGACCGUGAUAUGGGCUGUGUUGAUUAUUUCCACGUUGGGACACUUGGCUGCGACGCUGGUUCUCAUUUUCAACUGCCGUCCGGUCCAAAAAUCGUGGAACCCGACCACCGAAGGCACAUGUCUUCCCUUCGGAGCCACCAACUACGCUCUCGUGGCGUGGACAAUACUCUGCGACGUGGUCAUCAUCUUCCUGCCCAUUCCACUCCUGCUCGAACUAAACGUCAAGCCGGCGCAGAAGGCGGGUCUGCUGUGUCUGUUCCUUCUCGGGCUGUUCACCACCGUCUGUUCCAUUCUCCGGCUCACUCAGAUCAGCGUGAUUGCCUACGGGGAUGGUAAUUCCACAAUGCUCGUGCUCUGGGGCACGAUCGAGUUCAAUGUCGGCAAUAUUAUUACGUGCUUGCCUUUUCUCGGUCCUCUGCUAAAAGGAUUCGUCAGCGAUUUCCAAUCUCGAAGUGCUUCCAAAGGAAAAUACCGCACCGACUCGCACUACGUCCUGCAGUCCUACUCGAAGGAUGACCGGCUGCACGGUACCAAUGUCUCCAACAUCUCUCAAAUCGCGUCCUCGAAACCGAAACGGACUCCGAGCGAGGAAUUGAUCCUCGACAAUGGCAGCGAUUCCGAGCUCACUGCCAACAACGGCGCCAUCAAAAUGACGGUGGAAUAUCGUGUCUCCGUCGAUCGAGAGGAGAGCCGGUGAAGACAGGAAAGCACGACGCUUGGUACAGUUAAUUUCAUACAGUUUAAUUUGGUUAAAGCCCUAGUCCGGUAGACUAGGAGGCACUUCUUGAAGAGGGAUAAUUCCAUA